UUCUUGUAAAGUGUCCUUGUGUCUUGAAAGGUGCUAAUAAAUAAAAUGUCUUAAAUGACUACAUGACUAAGAUGAGACCGAAAAUUUUACAUCAUAUAGGAAUAAAAAAAUCACAUGACACUAAAUAAUAUAACCUGUACAUUCGUGGAACUUAUUUGUUACUUUAUGAAAUUUUCUUGCUAUGCUCAAAAUGCUCAAUUUAUAUGUUAACCUUUCGUGGAUACUUCCUACAAGAUUUUAUUUAACUUACUUUCAAGAAUUUACUUGUUUUUUUUUGUUUUGUUUUGACUGUACCACACAUUUUCUAGAAAAUGAGAUUUUUUCUUAGAAAUAUGAGGUACAGGCAAAAACUCACUGGCAGCUUUUCCUAGAACUUUCUUAGAUAUUUUCUUGAUCUUACUGAGUUCCUUUUGUCUCUUAUUGGUAAAUACAAAUAAGAUACAAAAAGAAUUGACAACAAUAACUUGUUUAGUACACAUCUCACAGAUAAUGUCUGAUAUUUUGUUUUUACCUUCAAGGUUUCAUGGCAACUUCUGAAACAUUUGUAAACUCAGGUUACUUACAUCACAUAUUUAAAACUCUGAUUAUUUUAACUUCAACAAAUUACAAGAUGUCAUCCUGAGAUCCAUAAGGUGCUUUCUUUAAAAUGCUCAGGACCUACGGGUUACUUUGCUGAAUUUACAGGGUUCUUUAUGAGAACUUAAGCUUCUCUCCUUUACUUUUCUCAUCUUUCCAUGAACCUACUGGGUCUUUUCAAAGAAUGAAACUAUUACUUUUCUCUCCUCAAACUGACUAGUUUUGAUUACUUCAAAAAUGUGUCUCUUUUAAAUAAAGUGCAAAAAUACAAACAAAGUUGGUUUCUUUAGCAAAUCUGAUGCGAUGUCAAAAAAAGCUCACUUUUGUCACUGUGUUUUAUGUGAAUCAGUCUGAGUUAAUUUCUGGCUGUUAGAUAUUUAAAUAGAUCUGACAGAAUAAAAAAAUAAACAAAACAAAUGCCAUAUUUAAUUUUUUAUCACUUUAAAUCUGUGAUUCCAAAAAACAGAUUUGACUUUGAGUUUUAAGGCACACAGCCGGUUAACAGAGAGACGAGGAGAGUAAGACGAUGGUGGUCAGGGUGUCCUGUACCAGCUCCCUCCUAAGUCUCUCUGCUCUGUCAACGUGGGUGUUUUUAUUAUUAUUUUGUUACAUUGCCCUCACUUUGCUGUCAUGCUUCAGCUGAUGCUCUGGCUCAUUAGUAAAACAGCCGUAUUGCUGAACUCGACUCUGCUGCGCUACAUGAGGAAUUUGUUUUGGAAAUUUCUCACUGCUCAGACUUAAUUUUCUCUCACGGUAAAGUGAUCAGAGCGGUUAAGUGCAAUUUGCGUUCAGGCUAACAGACUGCAUGCAACUGUAAUUCACAAAUGUUUUAACUUAUCCCAGCAGGAAGCACACUGAUUUUGUUUUAGUUUGCCACACCUAAAUCUGCAUGAUGAUUCUGCUGCCACAGAGGCGCGUCGUGCUUCCUUAUGUAAGGAUGGAGAGUUUUUUUCCCCUCAAACUCAGUGAGAAGUCUGAAAAUGUCAGGCUUUAUUACCAAGCUGACCCAGGCCUCCUCAUCUAACCCCGUUAUUCUUCGUUCAGUCCUUCUCGUGUCUUGGCUUUUAAAAGCUCCUUUAUGUUACUCCGCAGCCCAUCUCACUGUCGACUGCUCUUCAUCACCCACUGUCUUCUGCAGUCUGAAACAUUCAGCGUGCAGGUCACUCCAGGAUGCCGUCAAACUAGUCUGAUUAUUUUCAUAUUUCCAACCAAUUAAAGUAAAAAAAAAAAAAGAAGACUGAACCUUCCGGUUGUGACAUUUUGUAGUACAGGUUUUGUGUCGUUUUAAGAAUGUCAUGCAUCUCAUAACCUGUAGAGCCCAUUGAUGGUUUUUUGUUAUUUGUGAGAAUACCUAGAGCACAAUAAACCAGGGGCUACCAUUAGCAUUUAAUAUAAAAGAAUAAAUCUGAUCCAUAUUUAAUUUGGUGUAAUCUUCCUCUUACUGCUUUUAUUUGCACCUCUAAACACAGUUCUGAGACUGCGGUCGUUUCACACUAUCAUCGUUUAUGUGUGUGUUUUUUUAAAAUUUGUCUUCUUUUCACCGCCAUUUUUGGUGCAGCUGCUUAUUUUACAUAAAACCGCAACGUCUUUGCCAGAAAUCCUGAAUUUAAUACUUUUUGCUAUUGCUUUUUCAUCUCUUAUUCUCUUAACAUAAAGCUCUAUGUGCUGCUGUACAGUUUUCCUCCCAUUAAACACAAUAACAUUUAAAAUCUAGACAGAGUUCGUUGGAGGGAAUGCUUCCUGGUAGGAGCCACAUGGUGUUGCUGGGUUUUCUUUUUGGUGCUGAAAAAAAGCUUGGCGCAUUGACAAUCUGACAGUGAGAUCACUUUUAACCUCGUUAUCUGACGUUGCAUACCAGCCAUCCAGUUGUCUUAUCCAGUUAUCUAAGAGCGUCUUCAGUCUUUCCACAAGUUCUGAUUGUUUUUCUCAGUUCCGAUGCCACGUCGUUCUCCGUCUAGCCCGCAGCCGCUAAAAUGUUCAGUGCAACGCUGUGCCUGAAAACUUAAGAGUGCUUUUAUGUGCAUGAAUAACCACAGCCGUCAUGUUGAUGUAGAAAUUGAACAAUAUGCAAAUAGGAAGAGCAAAGAGUUGCUUAAAAAGAAAUCUGUCUAAAUUGUAUAUGUGAAACUGCAUGUUAAUAUAAAGAGGGCCAAGAGAAAAUGACAGUCUGUUGUGCACUUCUUUAUUUAAUGUGAUGUUAUGUUUUUACACAAACAUCUGCAGAUUAAUUAAAAGAGGCUUUAGACUUUAAAAUGCUUUUCGACCUCUUUGGUAUCACUAUCGGUUGUGCAACAUUGCAGAUGGAUAUUUGGAAGCCUACGUAGCAAACCUUUCCACUGGUGCGCCUCUCUUUCGCCUGACUUCAUAUUCUUGAGCCAAACAAGCAACACGCUCGUCUUCCUGUUGCUGCACCUUCGAGAUGGAAACACCGAGCAGCAGGCAUGAUCGUGCAGCACGAUCGGAGCCUUUGAAAGGUGACCCUCCUGCUCUUCCAUAUGGCCAACAUCUGUUCCACCUCAAUGACUGCACAAACUGCUGCGAGCUUUUUACGCUGCCAGGAGUUUUCAGAAAACGCAGCACAACACCGUCUGAAGCUUGUAGGAGUUUCUGUGGAUCAUGCUGUUGCUUUUGCUUUGCUGAUUCUGCUCACUGCGCCACGACGACUGCAGCUUACACCCACCUGGGAAAAAGCAGUUCAAAGACGCUCCCCACCCACAUUGCUUCACCUUUUUUUUUUUUUUUUAUCACAUUUUCCCAUAGGGACUCUAUAAUCUCUGUGUUCACCAUGAAGGGAUGCUGUUUAGUAUUAUUAAUCAAGGAAUUGUAUAAAAUACAAACCUAUGGUCACUUUUUUUGGAUAGUUAAAAGCAAAACAUGACCUCUCUUGGGUCAAAAAGGGGGAAAAAAUAUUAAAUUAUAUUAAUUUGGAGUCAAGCUCAGAGUUAUGUGAAGCUUCCGGGUUUUAGGACCCUUACAGGAAGCUGAAGUCACCCGUUUCACAAUAAACUGAGACAAACUGGUAACAUGUCCCAUCUUUUAGAUUUUCCAAGCUGCAGGCUUUUCAGUCUCACAGUCAGUCGGUUUUCAAGAUUUCAGAUCAUUUUACAGAAAGAGACCUGAAGGGGGAAGGGAAGAAGCUUCAGGAUGAAUUGAUUCACCACAUAAAUCUAUACUUAGUUUUACAUUAAUGUUAAGAGGUUUUUUUUUAAUUUAUUGAUUAAUGCUAUUUUCAGUUUUCACUAAGAAACAGCUUUUUUUUGGUUUCUGAUAAGUUGUUGGUAUGAAUAAACAUUUAUUUUUCUUCAAGGUUCUUGUUUUAACUGGAAAAAGAAUGUGACUGUGAUAGUAUUACUGGAAGCUAAACUUCAGCGUGUUAAGAAAUUUGCAUCAGAUGAAGACUUAUUUAAGCAUUUUUAUAUGCAACUGUAGUAUUAUUAUGAGCACAUUAUUACUCAAGCUCACUCUGCUGCCCCCAACCUCACACUGAAUUAUUCAUAGAGAGCAUGUGAACCCAUAUUGCACACUGUUAUGUGCAAUAUCUUGUGUCGCAAAUGGAACCGACCUCACAUAAAUUAUGCAUUUUGCAUAAUGUAUGUUCUAUUCAUUUAGUGGUUUUCUGAGAAUUUCUUUUUUUGUUGUUUUUUGUUUAUUUUCAUUUAACAACGGAUGACUGCAACUUAAUUUCAUUGUAAUUUGUAUGACAUGAGUCAUGUUUGUUGACAGCAGUGCCUCUAUUCUAUUCUACUGGCAGUAAUCUAUUCAAUGAAUGAUCUCAGAUAUGUCAUAGUUUGCAAAAAAUAAGUAAAAAAAAUAAAAAUAAAGAAGUGUCCAAAAACAGAGAGAAUAAUUCACAUACUGUGAAUCAUGCACGUUAUUUAUUUCGUUCUACGGAGUUUUUAAAGGGUAUUAUUUUGAAAGACUAAGCCGGAAACGAUUCUGUAUAUUUUCAGUGGCUUUGUGCAGAUGGUGGGAACACCGACACCUCAGCAUUCAGGCGCUCUGUGUCCGAUUCACUCCACUCUCCGGGUCAGCUACAGGGGCGAGAAUUCAUUUAGAAACGCACGUCUUUAUAAACAGAGCAACAAAAAUAAAAUAAUAUAUAUGCAAAAUAAGAAGUUGGACUUUAUCUAAUUGGAUCAGAGACUAUCUGUAUCAUCACAAGACUUUUUUUUCUUUCUUUCCUCCUCUCUGUCUUUCAUUCUUUCUUGUACUUCUUGCUCUUGUUCAACUGGGUUGGAUGCGCUCUGGCUCUGCUGCCUCCUGUGAUGGACCGGACCGGGAGCUGAACGGAGGGCUUGGUGGGGCUGCCAGGUGCGCACAAGGAGGUCUAAACCCAAAGGCCGUGGGGUGAAAUAGGGCCGAGCCUGCCUCAUGUGGGAUUCCUCUGUCUUCUGGUCCCCACCAACCCCCAUCUUCCCAGCAUCGGUGGGAUGUCCCAGGUGUGUCUCCUCUUGGCCUUGCUUACGCUCUCCAGCUGCACUAAGGUGUCCUUUGCUAACUCUCUGGAGCUUGUGAAGGAGAAGUGGAGCAACUACAAGGACAAUUGCACAAGCCAGAUCAAUUCCACGCCCCCUGCCACAGGGUUGGUGUGUAACAGAACCUUUGAUUUGUAUGCCUGCUGGCCUGAUGGACGUCCAGGUACUACUGUAAAUGUCUCCUGCCCAACAUUCCUGCCAUGGCAUCAAAAAGUUCAGCGGGGUUUGGUCUACAGAGUCUGCAACGAAGACGGCAAAUGGGGACAAAAGAACACCAGCGAAUGUGAGGACGAUCCCGGCGAGUCGGGUUUGCAGCAGCAGUAUGGCCGCAUCCUCAGCAAGCUGCGCAUCAUGUACACAGUGGGAUACUCUCUGUCACUCGGAGCGCUGCUCCUGGCCCUGGCCAUUCUCAUCAGCUUCAGGAAGCUCCACUGCAUGAGGAACAACAUCCACAUGAACCUGUUUGCUUCGUUCAUCCUGAGAGCGGUUUCGAUUCUGAUCAAAGACGCUCUGCUGAGCCCGAUGCUGGACCCAAAGAGUGGCAGCGAUGCCCAGACACAGGCCUGGGUCAACAUACCAGCCGUGAUGUGGUGCCGAGGCGCCAUGGUGAUGAUGCAGUACAGCGUGAUCGCCAACAACUACUGGCUGCUGGUGGAAGGCAUCUAUCUGCACAGCCUCCUCGUCAUCACUGUUUUCAGCGAGAAGAAAUACUUCUACAUUUACUUGGCCAUCGGCUGGGGUGCACCUCUCAUAUUUGUGUUGCCGUGGAUCACAGUGAAAUAUCUGUAUGAGAACAUAGAGUGCUGGGAGAGGAAUAUUAACAUGGGGUAUUGGUGGAUAAUCCGUUCUCCCAUAUUGUUUGCUUAUUUGAUUAACUUCUUCAUCUUCAUCCGAAUAAUUAAAAUCCUGAUGUCUAAACUUAGAGCUCAUCAGAUGAGAUACACUGACUACAAAUUCAGGCUGGCGAAAUCCACGCUGACUCUCAUCCCGCUGCUCGGCAUUCACGCCAUCCUCUUCACCUUCGUCAUUGAUGAGUCUGUCCCGAAGGGCUCCAUGCUUCGCCUCAUUCGCCUCUUCUGUGACCUCCUGUUCAACUCCUUCCAGGGCCUGCUGGUUGCCAUACUGUAUUGCUUCGUCAAUAAGGAGGUUCAGUCCGAGAUGCUGAAAAAGUGGAAGAGGUGGAAGCUGGGGAAGGACAUCGACGAGGAAUACCGCCACACCCACAGCCAGACGCCGCACGUCAAGAGCGGCAGCAUCGCCACCGGGAACCUGACCGACCUUCAGGACAACAACGCCAGCGACCCAAGCAAUGACUCGCCGCGGUCCAACAAGGCCAACUGCCACCCGUCCUGCUCCGCUGAGGAAAACCGCAGGCUGGUGGUCUCCUACAGCAACGGGACGGGCAAAGCCAGAUCCGCCAAAAAUAGACAAGCCCUGCAGUUCACCUUCCCACCUCAGAGAGGCGCCACCAGCAGGGGCAGCAGCACGACAGAGGACAUCAGCCUGGAGGAUCGGGCGCAGCACCGCUCGUACCCACAGGAGGGAGACGAAACAAGUGUCUGAAGACGACAUUUUGUUUUUGUUUUUAGCACAAAACUCUCAGCUUUCUAAAGAUUGUGCACCGAUGGCAACCUAAAUGGAAAAAAAAUAUAUGCAAAAAACACCGCAUUUAGAUCACUCCUAAAAGGAAUCAAAAGAUAAGCUUACCAUGUUUAAUGUAAUAUUUAUUGAUUAUGAAAGACGGUAAGAAUGAUUUAACGAUGAGCGUGACUGCGCAGCAUGUUUUUUUUUACUGUAAAUGCAGACGUUUUGGACGACCACAUGUCCAACAUCAAACCUUCACCGCUGCUGUCUGUCAUCAUGAGGACUGACGGGGUUACGGGUUUGUUUGCAGCAGCGGACGCUUGCUCAUGGUACAGGAUGGCUUUAAGAGCGCAGCAAGCGCGGCUCUUAUUUUCUCAGAUGUUAUGAGAAGAGCCAGACUGAGGGAUUCACUCGAGACAAAUGAAUUGUUGCACUUAAUGCCGGUAGUAAAAGCGCAUCAUGCCGAGGGAGCCGCACUGAAGAUGGGGAUGGCUUUCAUUUUCCAAAAGACUCUGUGAUUGUGUUGAAAUGACUGUGAUUUAAAAUAAUCGACGCCAAAAAAUAAAACAGUUCUAUAAAUAUAAUAUACAUUUUUGCAUCAGUUGGGUCCUGCAUUGACAAUUUUUCAAGCUUUAUGUUUUUUUUAUACAAAUGGCAACAUUCUAUCCAUUUUUACAAACAUUUUUGCUCUAAAGGGAAAAAAAUAAGUAAAUUUAAACUACUUUGUUGUCGCUUGCAUAUAAAUUGAUCUUCAUGUAGUCCACAUAGUGCUUAUGUUAAAUUUCUGAAUUUCUGUGUGAAAGAUUCACUAUCACUGCUAAAAAUUGAAAAAAGACUUUCCUUUAUGAAAAUGUAUUUGGUGUAUCUUAUUAAAGUGAAUGUAAUUUUCAAUUGCUACAAUUGCACAGCCAUUUUCUAUGCACCCAUACUUUUUGUUUUCUAUUGGAUUGUGUUAAGCAGAAUGCAUCACCAAGUAAAGAUGUUAAAUUUGAUGAAAAUACUUUCUGGUGAAGGUUUUAUAUCCAGUUAAAUAACCUCUGACCUGUACAUUGUGAUGUAAAGAACACCAAUAGUUAAUUUCUAUGUAUUUAUAUUAUUCUGUCUGGAGUUUGAGUCAGGGAUCAUAUUUAUUUACAGAAGCAACAUGUUGUAAAAAUAUAGAACCAUUUUUAUAAUGUUGUGCUAGAAUAAUUGAACCAGCGAGGAUUUCCACAAAAAAA
This is a messenger RNA of Xiphophorus maculatus (southern platyfish), 7855 nucleotides long. RefSeq names its product glucagon receptor-like (gene gcgrb). Gene Ontology annotation, molecular function: gastric inhibitory peptide receptor activity; glucagon receptor activity; peptide hormone binding. Gene Ontology annotation, biological process: adenylate cyclase-activating G protein-coupled receptor signaling pathway; cell surface receptor signaling pathway. The record is from RefSeq and is a predicted model, not a curated record. NCBI's taxonomy places the organism in Eukaryota, Metazoa, Chordata, Actinopteri, Cyprinodontiformes, Poeciliidae. The coding region runs from base 5007 to 6614 and encodes 535 amino acids. The transcript is spliced from 14 exons. Gene Ontology annotation, cellular component: plasma membrane.